AUGUCAAUUUAUGUGGAGCAAAUGAGGUCAAAAUACACGUAUUUACGAAUACGUAUGCAACGUUCUAAUUCGGUUUGUCGCAGUACGACUUCAAAAACCAAGUGGUAUUUGUCCUUUUGUCACUGGAUGGCAGUUGUUUAUGGCAGAGUGUCAAGAAGAGAUUGGUUGGAUUCUAAGCACCAAAUAAAUCAAGAACUUGAGGAUGCAUUAGCAUCACUAGCCAAACCACAAUCUCCCUCAGGACAAAUGAGGGCAAUAAGCUUGAAGAAUUUACCUUCUCUGUGA
Molecule: messenger RNA, 285 nt
Organism: Echinococcus granulosus
Lineage: Eukaryota; Metazoa; Platyhelminthes; Cestoda; Cyclophyllidea; Taeniidae
Exons: 2
Coding region: 1-285 (94 amino acids)
Source: RefSeq, a predicted model, not a curated record